AGGUCUGCCUGCUAUAUUGACCAACUUAACACUUGGUAUGAUAUGAAAACUCACCAGGAAGUCUCCAACAAUCGCUUACUGGCCGAGAUCCAGAACACUUUGGGUACCUUUGGUCUCAACGGGUUAGACCGUCUUCUCUGCUUCAUGAUUGUCAAAGAGCUGCAGAAUUUCCUCAUCAUGUUUCAGAAAAUAGUGCUGCGCGAUAAAGGGGUCCAUGAAGCCCUGAAGUCUCUCAUGAGGAGUGUCAGCCCCCUGAAAGGACUUGUGGCCAAUUGUAAUAGAGUCUACUCUACAGCAAUUACCAAAACACAGAAGAUCUGGGCUGCCUACCUGGACACAAUUAUGAAGGUUGGCCAGAUGCAAAUUUUAAGACGCCAAAUAGGCAACGAACUUAACUACUCCUGCAGAUUCGACUCCAAACAUUUAGCGGCUGCCCUGGAGAACCUUAACAAAGCAAUCCUGGCUGAUAUAGAGGCCCACUAUCAAGAUCCUUCUUUGCCUUGUCCCAAAGAAGAUAACACCCUGCUGUAUGAAAUUACUGCUUAUCUGGAGGCUGCUGGCAUCCAUAAUCCACUGAAUAAGAUCUACAUUACAACGAAGCGAUUGCCGUAUUUCCCCAUUGUGAAUUUUCUGUUUCUGAUUUCUCAGUUGCCAAAACUUCAGUACAAUAAAAACUCAGGGAUGGUGUGUCGAAAGCCAGCCGAUCCCAUUGACUGGCCACCUCUGGUGUUGGGACUCCUGACCUUGCUGAAGCAGUUUCAUUCACGCUACACGGAACAGUUUCUGGGUCUGAUCGGUCAGUUUGUUCGCUCCACAAUGGAACAGUGCACCAGCCAGAAGGUCCCAGAAAUGCCAGCAGAUGUUGUGGGUGCCCUGCUCUUUUUGGAAGAUUAUGUUCGUUACACAAAAUUACCAAGAAGGGUGGUCGAGGCCCACGUGCCUAAUUUCAUUUUUGAUGAAUUUCGGACAGUUCUAUGAAAUAUCAGCAGCUGAUUCUGAAUUAACUGAAUUAACAAGAAACCAACCUCAAAAAGUGACGAGGAAAAAAGCAUCUACAAAUCUAUGAGUUUGCUAAUCACUGAAUAUUAAUAGUCUGCAUAAAGAUAACUGGAAUCAUGGCAUCAUAGUCAAUGGAUUAUUAAAAUCAAGCAGUGUGUAUUUUGUACUUAACCCAUGACAUACACAAUUCCUUUACAGAAAUCAUUUCUGUUCCUAGUGACUAGCAUGUGAAUAUGGAACAAUAUUUUUUGUAAUGCAGCUGGAAAAAAUAACAGUGAAAUGAAUGGAUUGUAAAUGUU
Molecule: messenger RNA, 1298 nt
Organism: Thamnophis sirtalis
Lineage: Eukaryota; Metazoa; Chordata; Lepidosauria; Squamata; Natricidae
Source: RefSeq, a predicted model, not a curated record